GUCAUCGCAGGCUCGAGGAUUGAUCAAGCAGUGCGGAUCGUGCGGACAGAAAGUGGUGGGACGCAAAUGCCGGGCUCCGGGCAGCGAAUCGAAUUUUCCGGCCGCACCGCACUCGGCUGACAUUGAGUCAGGAAUGCGAGGGGACUGCCGAGAUCAUUGACUGCAACCAUUGGACUCGCGUCUCCUUCAAAUCCCUCUCAUUCUAAUGAAUUCUACAUUCUCACAUACCCUAUAGACCAAUCCCUUUGCACAACGAUGGCGGAAAAAAGCGUCAAAGGCUACGUCUCCAUCUCCUCGCUGCUCAAACGGCUGUCGACCGUCGAGUCAACGAAAAGCGUCAAAGCAGAGGAGGUGGCGGCGGCGCUGGCCCUCGUCUUCACCGACUCACUCUCGCCCGUGCAGUUUGGACUGUUGCUCUGGGCGUUGCAUGUGCACGAGGGCGAUCAUCAUCCGAAAGUGCUGACGGCAUGCGCGCAAGUGAUGCGCGAGGCGGCGGCGCAGGUGAACGAGACGGCGCUGAUUGAUGUGGUGAAGCGCAAGGCGAAGCCCGAGGGCGCUUAUGCCGGGCAUCUUUGCGAUAUUGUCGGCACGGGAGGCGACGGACACGAUACAUACAACGUCUCCACCACUUCUUCCAUUAUCGCCUCUGCUCUCCUCAUGAUGGCCAAGCACGGCAACAACUCCUCCACCUCCAUGUCCGGCUCGGCAGAUUUGCUCCAAAACGCCGUCAAUCCCCCAGUCAUCGCGGCGACGACCAACAAGACCUUACCGCAGAUUUACGAAAAGACCAAUUACGCCUUUCUCUACGCGCGCGAAUGGCAUCCGGGAAUGAAGUACGCCGCGGCCGUGCGAAAGGAAGUUCCCGUGCGAACCAUCUUCAACUUCCUUGGCCCGUUAUCAAACCCCGUCCACGACACCGGCCUAGUCGAGUGCCGCAUUCUAGGCGUCGCAAGAAAAGACGUCGGCCUCAACUUCGCCGAGGCGCUAAUGCUCGGAGGUGCGAAGAAAGCCAUGGUUGUGUGCGGAGAUGAGAACCUGGACGAAGUAUCGUGUGCUGGCCAGACACAUUGCUGGUACAUUCACGAUCAAGGAGCGGGGGUGGAAAUUAGCAAGAUCAUGGUAUCGCCCGAGGAUUUUGGGUUGCCAAGACAUCCGCUGAGCGAGGUGCAUGGCGGUAAAGGGCCGAAGGAGAAUGCCGAGAUUCUCAUGCGGAUUUUGAAGGAUGAGUUACCGCAUGACCAUCCGGUGCUGCAUUUUGUGUUGAUCAAUGUCGCCGCGCUGUUGGCGGUGAGUGGGAUCUGUGAGGCAGACGAGAGCCAUAUGGGAGCUGGGGAUGACGGGAAGGUGAUCAAGGAGCGCGGGCCGGGUGGGCUGCGAUGGAAGGAGGCAUUACGGAGGGCGAGAUGGUGUAUCACGAGCGGAGCGGCGUUGAAGCAGUGGGAGGCGUUUGUGCAAGUGACGAACGAGUUGUCGAGGUGAGGAGGAUGCCGGGGGCGCUUGGGAAGCGUGCAAUCAAGACUCGCGAUGCAUGUCGGCGGCAAGCGACCGCAAGCGCCAACAAUGGAUUUUUAAGCGGCGCGUGCAAGCGGCGGCAGCAGCAGCGACUCGAGUUUUGGCGGUGAGAGCAUUACGCGCCGGCAGAAGAUGUACCCGCGACAUCUUGACACUGCCGGACUCGAGCUCAUGCGAGUGCAAUCAUGCGUCAUAAUUGCAGACAAGGGAUGAAUAGACUAUUUGUCGUGCCUUUGCACCGGGAAAGCAUGUCGGGUUAAGGUUUAAGGGAUCAACAGGGGGAUGCAUAAGGGCGAAGCCUGUGCCUGACCGGGGUGCGUGAAUUUGUGGUACGCGGGCAGCUCACGUCUGCAAAGCGAG
This is a messenger RNA of Neohortaea acidophila, 1872 nucleotides long. RefSeq names its product glycosyl transferase. The transcript is spliced from 2 exons. Gene Ontology annotation, cellular component: cytosol. The record is from RefSeq and is a predicted model, not a curated record. Bases 256 to 1479 code for a protein of 407 amino acids. Lineage: Eukaryota; Fungi; Ascomycota; Dothideomycetes; Mycosphaerellales; Teratosphaeriaceae. Gene Ontology annotation, biological process: L-tryptophan biosynthetic process. Gene Ontology annotation, molecular function: anthranilate phosphoribosyltransferase activity.